Molecule: messenger RNA, 3112 nt
Organism: Eleginops maclovinus (Patagonian blennie)
Lineage: Eukaryota; Metazoa; Chordata; Actinopteri; Perciformes; Eleginopidae
Product: arf-GAP with dual PH domain-containing protein 1-like
Exons: 11
Coding region: 241-1374 (377 amino acids)
Biological process (GO): positive regulation of GTPase activity
Cellular component (GO): plasma membrane; intracellular membrane-bounded organelle; cytoplasm
Molecular function (GO): phosphatidylinositol bisphosphate binding; GTPase activator activity; phosphatidylinositol-3,4,5-trisphosphate binding
Source: RefSeq, a predicted model, not a curated record
CUAAAGGAAUUUAUUGUUGCGUCUAAAUGGGCUUGGUUUCAUAGCGUCUACGCCGGGCUGAACAUGCUCCAUUAUUCUUCCACCCUCCGCCAAAAGAUGACAGCCUUCUUGUUAGUUUUUUAAGAGCGUUACUUUGACAAAUUGACUCCACCGAGACGCCGGCGGGAAUCUUACUUUCGAUGCAAAAGAGUUUGAGCUUUUCAGCCGCUGUGCAGGCGUCUCAGUACAAUCGUUAAAAGUAUGGCUUCCAAUCAAGACAAGAUCAGGGAGCGUUUGAGGCAGCUUCUGGAAAAACCCGGGAAUGGAAACUGUGCGGACUGUGGAACUGCAGAUCCGAAGUGGGCAUCCUACACCCUGGGAGUGUUUAUGUGUCUCAACUGCUCCGGCCUUCAUAGAAACAUUGCUCAAAUCAGCAAGGUGAAAUCUGUGUUUCUGGAUCCCUGGAGCUCCUCUGAGGUGGAGUUUAUGCAGUCUGUGGGUAACAAUGCGGCCAAGGCCAAGUAUGAACAGAUAGUACCUGCCUUCUUCUACACCCCAACAGACAAAGAUUGCACGCUGCUGCGGGAACAGUGGAUCCGAGCCAAGUACGAGAGGAAGGAGUUCCAGUGUGUGGAGAGGCAGGAGCCCUACUCAGCAGGCUACAGAGAGGGGUUUCUAUGGAAACGAGGCAGAGACAACGGACAGUUCCUCAGCCGGAAAUUCAUUCUGUCCGAACGGGAAGGUGUUUUGAAGUACUUCAACAAGAAUGAUGCCAGAGAGCCCAAAGCGAUAAUGAAGAUCAGCUCUUUGAAUGCCACCUUCCAGCCAACAAAAAUCGGGGUUAACAACGGCCUGCAGAUAACUUAUUUGAAGGACAACAGCACUAGGAAUAUAUUCAUUUACCAGGAGGAUGGAAAGGAAAUGGUGGACUGGUUCAAUGCCAUUAGAGCUGCCAGGUUUCACUACCUGCAGGUGGCUUUUCCAGGAGCUUCCAAAGCUGAUUUGUUGCAAAGGCUAACAAGGAACUACAUAAAGGAAGGUUACAUGGAGAAGACGGGUCCGAAGCACACAGAGGGCUUCAAGAAGAGAUGGUUCUCGAUGGACGACAGGAGGCUCAUGUACUUCAAAGAUCCUCUGGAUGCCUAUGCGCGAGGCGAGGUCUUCAUUGGUAGUAGGGAAAACAGCUACACCGUGCUCCGCGGCCUCCCCCCGAGCAUCCAGGGCUACCAUUGGCAGUUUGGAAUCACCAUAGUUACCCCAGACAGGAAGUUUCUCUGUGCGUGUGAGACUGAAGAGGAUCAGAAAGACUGGAUCGCUGCAUUUCAGACUAUCAUAAACAGACCAAUGCAGCCUCAGGAGUAUGCAGUGGAGGCCUACUUUAAGCACAAACCAUGACUUCGUAGUGUCUGACGACUUGUUGGUGCAGGUAGUGGAGCGGGAAGAAGAGAAGGGCCUGAGAUAUGUUUUUUUCUUCAUAACUGAAGUCUUCAUAAAGACAAAGAAUAAGACCUGAAGGUGAAAUCUUUAGCCUCCCAGCUCCCUCAUCUGUGUGGUGUGACCUACAGUAUAUACUUGAAAGACGUCAGUCAUCUUGACCGUAAUUACAAAAGAUUGCUUGAAGGAAUCGGAAUUGCUGCUGCUCAGAUGUCAAAAUAAGUUUUCUAUGUUGUCAGUAUAAUUACUUUAAAUACUUCAAUGUUUAAUACAACUUUAGUAGCCUUGCAUUUCAACCAACCAGAUCCCUUCUGGACAGUAAUAUGCAAACUAAUUAUCUGACAAAGAACUGUAAUGAUAAAUAAGGAAUAAUACAAACAUGGUCUGUAUAUUCUCUUUUAUUUUCAAGUUGGGGUACAAUAUUUAAUACUCAAUGUAUUUAUUUUCCUAACCGUCUGAUUUGCUAUAUGCAGCUUUUAAUAUACAAGUGCCAAGCACUGCAGGUUUACUUUAUUUUUGCUUUUUAGUUUUACAUAUUCAGGCAGCUUAAUAUUAACUGCUAUGAUUAUUAUUUUUUCAAUUACUUUUAAGAAUUUAAUUCAUUUUGUAAACAGUAAAUAUUGUGAUCCUUUUUUCUAAGUAUUGACUUUCAAGUGAUAUAAUUAUUUAUCCAGCAGAGGGAGACAAAGGACAAGCUUUAAACUUGCUAAGACCUUGAGAGCCUUGAAAGACGCCUUCAUAAAUAAUAUGUAUUAUUAUUUACCCCAUACACGCAAAACUUAAGGUGGUUGUAAUCUCCAUCAACCGGUGACUAAGUGCACAAGAGACAGGUGUGCAGAUGCUUUUGCGCCGUAUUGGGUUGUGGCAGCAAGGUCUUUAUAUAAAACUAAGAGCCCUGUUUUAGUGUCACCAAGCAACACCUUAUUCUCCACCACACACCAUUUUGUUAUUCAUGCUCUGAGAUCACUGCAAAAUUGUUCACGUAAAACUGAAAUAGGGUCAUCAUUAAGGAUAAAAGCCACAUUCCCUGUGUUUUAUUGUAGUUAACUUUCAGUUACAGGAAACAAGUUGCACAUUGAAAAGUAGUGAAACCAAUAAUACAUUACUGUGAACAUCAAGAUUCAAGAAAUAUGAAAAUGUACAGUACACACUGUACAGAGAUUACCAGUUUCUAAACCUAAGAUGAAAUCUACCAAAGCAAAUUGUAUAAAAAGAGGUCUACGCUUCUUUUACAAAGAACAGAUUAAAUCCUGUGAACAGAUUAUAAGAAACAUACGAAAAUUUCAAAAAGCAUGGCACUAUCUACCCCAUUUAUGUAUUCAUGAAUGGGAAAAAAAGCUGCCUACUAAAUGUUACACCCUUUACUACAAAUAAAACGAGAAAUAUACACAUCUGUGUGUCGCAUACAAUACUGUAGGCAACAUACUGUAGGUCUUCAUUUCCCCAAUAUACCCCCAAAAUUGCACACAUACUCGAAUCUACCAUCUAAAGUGCUAUUCGCUGCAGUUACUUUUUUUUUUACAUGCAAAUAAAUGUUUUACAUCAUGUUUGUAAGAGCCUGAUUCAAACAAUGUAACAACUAAAAUACCGAAAUGUUUAAGGUGCUGUGACCCAUGCACUGCCAUGUUUUUGAAUGCUUGUUUGAACUACUGUAUAUUUCAUUAGCAUGAAUUGAAAUCUAAUAAAAUACUUCAACGUG